Messenger RNA from Closterium sp. Yama58-4, 1296 nucleotides. The record is from the annotation of a GenBank genome assembly. Lineage: Eukaryota; Viridiplantae; Streptophyta; Zygnematophyceae; Desmidiales; Closteriaceae.
AUGCUGCCCUACCUGUUCCCUGAGCUGUCCACCUUUGCUACAGUUGCCGACCUCAUUACCCACCUUCACACUAGCGACACUCGUCUUCGGGCUGCCCUCCCCUCAGAGUUCUGUGCUAAGAACCCACCUCCGUUGUACUGGACGCUCCACUUCCUCGUCAUCCGUCUCCCUGACUCUCUUCGUUCGGUCAGGGACCACUUUCUUGCUCGCUGUCCUACUGAGCUCACUGUCGACCUCCUAGAGGAGCAGCUGUUAGCCGCCGAGAAGAGCAUCGUUACUGUAGGUGCCGCUCCUCGCACCCCCAUCUUUGAGGGGUGCUCUCCCUCCCCCCUUGCUCCCUCCUUCGCUUCUGCUGCUGUUGUAGACCUCCUUGGUUCUGAGUCUGUUGGCGCUGCCUCUGCUUCUAGUGUUAGGCGUCGCACAGGCAAGGGCAAGGGGGUCAAGGGUGGUGGAGGCGGCACUUGGGGAGGCGGAGGAGGAGGCGGCGGCGGCGGUGGUGGCGGGAGUGGUAGCGGGAGUGCUGGCGGGAGUGGUGGCGGCGGUGGCGGCGAGGGCAGUGGAGGGAGUGGGGGCGGUGGAGGGAGUGGAGGUGGCGGCGGCGGUGGGGGCGGCAGGGGCGGUGGUGGCGGUGGCGGUGGUGGUCGGGGUGGUGGCGCCGGUGGUGGCCAGAGCCAGCUGCAGCAGCAGCGCCCUCAGACGACCCAGCAGCUUCGUGAGUGGCUUGCUCAGCGUGGGACGUCGGCGGGUAGUGGUCGGUGCCCGUACGUUAUUCGCACAGGUGACCGCAGGGGGCAGACUUGCGGGAGGUUCCACACCCGGUACCGCUGCUUCUCCCGCCUUAAGGAGAUGGGUGACGAGGUUGAGCGCCCUCGCUGGGCUGAUCUGAUGCGGGCUGGUGUCGAUAUCUUUGCCCUUGACUUUGAUGCUAUCAUCUCUGCCAUGUAUGCAUUGACUGUUAGUGCUGAGGGGGACUGUUACUUGUGUGUGCCGCCUGACCCAGGUAUAGAGCCCGUUGCUUUAGGUGCUAGCGAGUCUGCACUCUCAGGUACUGUCCCUGGUGAGGCCUUGCACACGUUCACUCUUGACUCAGGUGCUUCUCGUUGUUUCUUUCGUGACAGCACUGCACUCACACCACUCCCUGCACCUGUUGCAGUCUCUCUGGCUGACCCCUCAGGGGGCCCAGUUCUUGCACGGUCCUCCACUGUGCUUCCUUGUCCAGCGGUUCCGUCAGCGUGUGGCGAUCUGUACGUGCUCCCGGACUGGCCGUCACUUCGCCACGUUCACUCGUGCGCCUAG